AUGGCCGGCACGUUGAGACAAGUGCGACGAUUGAAACAAUUACUGCUCAGCCAGAUCCGUUGUGAAAGCACUACUACCUACGAACAAUACGAUAUUUUGCGUAGACUACUCAAUUCAAUUAAUCCAUCACAUCCAAUUUUUGUUGAAGACAAAUUUGAUGAAGUUAUUGGCUACCUGACAGUCAUUCGUGAUAAUAGUGACAUAUGGCGCAAAUUAGCAAAACUGUCUGAAUCUUCUCAGACUAAUAUCAGUAUUAAUCUUAGUUCGAAACCCAGAAAGAACCGUAAGAAAGCUGUUCGUAAACCGUACAGUAAACAAAGUCCAGAUUCAAAUACUCCUUUCCGCUCUUAUGGGAGAGACCUGCCAGCAGAUUUUGGACAGUAUUAUCAAGAGUUUUCUUUGGAAGUGAACAAGGAUCAUAGAAAUACGCACGCUCUGCAAAUGUCAAGUGGCACGCGCACGCGCACAAGUAUAACUGAAGCUGAAGAGCUCUCUAUUCCGGGUACCGCGUCAACAAUUAGCAAUAACUGGGAUUCAUCAACCAUCACCGGAUUUUCAAUUAGCAAAUCGCCAAGAAAUAUGAGCACGCAUACACCAGAUAGAGGGUCGACAACUAGCAGUAACGGUACUAUCACCGGACUUUCAAUCAAUGGGACUUCAUCAAGUAUACUUGCAGAAUACAUGCCAAUUAUUGCGUCAACAAUUAGCAAUUACUGCGAGUCGCGAAGUAUGAGCUUCAGUAACGGGGAGUCAGUACCGUCAAAUAUUCUGUCACCGGACGAUUUGUACUUACGUUUCUUGGAUUCUACGCAACACGGAUGA
This is a messenger RNA of Paraglomus brasilianum, 822 nucleotides long. The record is from the annotation of a GenBank genome assembly. Lineage: Eukaryota; Fungi; Glomeromycota; Glomeromycetes; Paraglomerales; Paraglomeraceae.